Molecule: messenger RNA, 330 nt
Organism: Dovyalis caffra
Lineage: Eukaryota; Viridiplantae; Streptophyta; Magnoliopsida; Malpighiales; Salicaceae
Source: the annotation of a GenBank genome assembly
AUGGGUCCACAUGAUCCAAAAAUUUCAUCCGAGAAAAAGGAGAGUUCAAAUUCCAAGUGUUCUGCAUCAGAGACUGAUACAAAACGCGCUAAACAAGAUGGCCUAGGAAAAGAGAAUAGUAGUUGUAAGAUCCCAGAAAACGGUAGUCGUAAGAUCUUAUACCUCCACAUCAGGUCACAGCUAGCAUACAACAUGAAUGCAGCUUUUCAAGAUGUAGACAAAACACACUCGGGUGCUCAGCCGGGAACAUUGAAAAAAGGUAACUUUUGUGGGCCUCUGAAAUGUCCCAUGACUUAUCAUGGAAUUGCGGCCGCAGAACAUUUAAGGUAA